Messenger RNA from Procambarus clarkii (red swamp crayfish), 1230 nucleotides. Its product is annotated as UPF0193 protein EVG1 homolog. Lineage: Eukaryota; Metazoa; Arthropoda; Malacostraca; Decapoda; Cambaridae. The record is from RefSeq and is a predicted model, not a curated record.
GCCAUGGUGAGAGUGUAAACAACAUGGCAUCCGUCUCACGUCAAAAUGUGGCUUCUGGAGGGAUUUAUGAUCUUCCUAGAGUGUCUUACAGUGAAUCAACAAGGCUGUUGUUGAAAGAGCUGUUGCAGGAGGCGGCGGUCAACUUGCAACACCAGAGACGCAUAGAGCGGUGGGUGAGUGGAGGCCGGUCCCUUCCCCAUCAUGAGGCUUUGGCUGGCCCCUCACAACCUACCCAAGGUCAGCGUCGACCCUCCUCUUCUUCCUCCAGCAGCUCCUUCAGGCAGACUCCAAGGCCAUGUAUCCAGACCAAGCGCUCCCAUGAGGCUAUAAAGAAAAUGGGGCUCUAUGAGCCCAACACACAUUAUGUUCCUCCACCACCCAAAUAUGGCCCCGAGUCCAAGGAGAGGUGCCAGGAAUUGAUGGCAUUUGGCAAAGAGGGUGUUACUACCCAUCCAACUCCAGGGAGGAAGACCCAGGUUUAUUCCCUCCCUAGCGAGACUGAUCGCUUUACUGAACUGGUCAGCGAAAUGGAGGAACGUGUGCACUGGCUCGAGGCCAUGGAAGCCUUGGGAGAAGGAGGAAAGUUUCGGCAUCUCAUAGCUGCUCAACUGGCUCUCAAGCUCAGAGACUUGGAACUUAUUGACCAAGAGCGUGCAAGGGAUCUCAACAGGGCCAUGAAACUAAAAAUAGCUGCAGCUCCGAAACAAAAAUUAACAAACAACUAAAAUACCCCUCAUGCUUUAGAACUAAAAAUACACCAGGGCCAUUACCAGAGCAAUUACUGUAUUGUAUAUAUAUUUACUAUAGUACAGUAUAUCCAUUACUACAUUUUCAAACUUAGGAACUAUAAAUAUUUUGACAUUCAAAAUCUAGCCUCAAUUGUUUUUAUCUGAAAAGAAAAUAUAUUUUAACUUUAUAAUUUUCCAACUGUAAUGUAACUUCCAACUGUAAUGCAACUUCCUAAUGUAUCCUGAAAAGUCAAUACAAAUGUUUACCUUAAAAAAUUGCCAGUAAAAAUAAAUGCUUUCGAAUCUUCACUGAUGUACAAUAUAAAUUGUCCGAGUGGUUUGAUACCAAGCCAUAAGUGUUCUCAGCACAGUAUCAAAUUUGUUUUGUUAGCAUAUCAUGGAAUCCUAUAUAAUGUUUAGCCAGACAUUUCCCAUUAAUACCUCCUACACCAAGUUGUGCUCUUCAUGUUUCUCGUUUUAUCUAUUAAAAAAAUGCUAUUUA